AUGAAUCAACCAACUCAGGAUAUGUUCCCAUCUGGGACAAGACUCACAGUUGGUUCACAUAAUGUACAAAUUAUAAACUACCUUACUAGUGGAGGAUUUGCCCAGAUAUAUUCCUGUAAAAUUUUGAGUCCAGAAAUAGGCCAGGCAUGUUUAAAAAGAGUUCUUGUACCUGAUAAGCAAAGCUUAAACACUUUAAGGGCGGAAGUGGACGCCAUGAGAGCCUUAAAGGGCCACAAGUACGUUGUUUCAUACAUAGAUUCACAUGCUGCGAAAUCUCCGCUUGCCAAUGGUACAUAUGAGGUGUUUCUACUAAUGGAAUUUUGUUCCAAAGGUGGUUUAAUUGAUUAUAUGAAUGCAAGGUUGCAAGACCGCCUAAAGGAAUUCGAAGUGUUGAAAAUUAUGAACAAUGUGACUCAAGGAAUUCUAGCUAUGCAUUCACUACAGCCUCCGCUAAUUCACCGUGACAUAAAGAUUGAAAACGUUCUUAUCGCAGAGAAUGGGGACUUCAAAGUUUGUGAUUUUGGUUCUGUCUCAGGCGUCAUUAGGCCGCCAAGAAAUACAUAUGAAUUAAACUAUGUUCAGCACGACAUCCUAAAAAAUACAACGGCACAAUAUAGGGCUCCUGAAAUGAUAGAUUUAUAUCGCGGCUAUCCAAUUGAUGAAAAAACUGAUAUUUGGGCAUUAGGUGUAUUUUUAUACAAAAUAUGUUACUAUACUACACCAUUUGAGAAGUCCGGUGAAUCAGGAAUUCUACAUGCAAAAUUUCAGUUUCCGGCUCACCCUUUGUAUAGCGAUCGAGUGAAGAAUCUAAUUGGGUUGAUGCUUAGGGAAAAUCCUAUUCAGAGACCAAAUAUUUGUCAGGUCUUGGAGCAAGUUUGUCGCAUACAAGGAAUACCAUGUCCAGAACGGAAUUUCUAUCUUGAUAGAGCAAUGAGCUGGCAAGCUAUGAAUUCUUUAACUCCUGUUGUCAGUCAAGCGGUGGUUCCAGCAGUGAACCUGGUAAAUCCAGCCAAUCCAACCAAUUCAGUGCAAUCAGUGACACCGGUUAAAGCGGUGACACCAGUUAAAGCAGGUACGCCAGUUAAAGCAGGUACGCCAGUUAAAGCGGUGAAGGCAACAAUGUCAGUGCAUCAGCCAGCUUCUGCUCUCACCCCAGUCCAUAUUCCUUAUGUUACCCCUAAACCAGACCCGUUUGAGCCGCUAAAGAUCUCCAUGGCGGAAAAGGAGGGGUUAACAUCGCGCGUGACUGGAAAGCAUCUUCAGAAGUUGGCGAAUAAUAAGUCCUUUUUUUCUUCGCCUAAUGUUGCUGGUACAAUAGAAUCUGUGAAUCCUGCGAACAAUGGACAUAGUGGUCCCUCGAAGCUAAUAUCAGCUAACUCUACUAGCAAUAUUCGGCCUCCGUUCUAUGUUGAUUCUGAGACCCAGACUGUUGAUAGUAAUGAAAUCCGUCCAUACGAAUUUAACACUUCGCCUUCCCUUUCAUCGUUAUCCUCGCGUGAGUUUGCAUCUAGUCCAAGUCCUGUCAACAAUACAACUGAUACCAUACGUCCAAAGCUGCAUCAAGAAAAUUCCAAUAUAAAGAAAGAUAUUAAUAACAAUAUUUCUUUGAGCACUGGCGAUAGCGGCGCCGUUUCCUAUUUUUCAAAUGCAUCGUUUAAAGAACGAUCUGCCGUUGGUAAUAGGUACUCAGGUCAAUCUGCCCAAGCUCGAACACGCAAUCCUGAAACUAAAAAUCCAGUUAAUACGAUUAAUGAACAUGGAAAUAUCUUGUCCCUAGUGCCGAAUAGUGCCGGGCAGAUAUCAAUUCAAGAACGAGUACUAGAACUCUUGUCUAAAUCUAAUCAAUCGGAAGCAGGUACAGGAGACAAGAAUUUUGAAGAAUAUUCUAUAAAGACGGGAUCUGAAGCAACUCGCAGUGCAUUGAGUAGUAAUAUUAAACCAAGUAGUGGGAAUUCACCAGUAUCUGUUUCUAAUGUGUCAAUUAGAAGUGGUCCAAAACUUCCACCUAAGAAAGAUAUGCAGAAGAAAAGUAAUAAAGCUACAGAGAUAAAAGGUAAGAAAGUGCCGCCACAGAAACCAAAUAAACCUGAGCACUUGAGGCUGAAAGCUUCUUCGAAAGCCUAA
Messenger RNA from Eremothecium sinecaudum, 2124 nucleotides. RefSeq names its product Ark/Prk/Nak family serine/threonine-protein kinase. The transcript has a single exon. Gene Ontology annotation, cellular component: cytoplasm. Gene Ontology annotation, biological process: actin filament organization; actin cortical patch assembly; protein autophosphorylation. NCBI's taxonomy places the organism in Eukaryota, Fungi, Ascomycota, Saccharomycetes, Saccharomycetales, Saccharomycetaceae. The record is from RefSeq and is a predicted model, not a curated record. Gene Ontology annotation, molecular function: ATP binding; protein serine/threonine kinase activity. Bases 1 to 2124 code for a protein of 707 amino acids.